AUGUCCACCAGCAAACGUAUGGACGCCCUGAUCCGAGCCGGCAGGACCGGCACCGGCCGAACCCCGCGAGUCGAUACAAUCCAUGGUGGAUGGUACAAUGCACCUGACGGAAAGGAAUACUUUGGAGUUGGGGUUGUCACCGAGAUCGGAAUCACACAUGAUGGCAGUACCUACGUUAACGCCGAGCCGCAAGUCCUCAGGAGCUCGACCAACAAGCAGUUCCGCUUCUUCGACCCCCUAACAGACGAGGACAUGCCACUGGACCAGUACCCCGAGGACAUCGAGGUUCGCACUGAGCAGGUACUAGCCAGAAAGCGGCGCACGCUCAAGUCGCAGCCCAAGUCCGGCCUGGGCCCAGGCGAAAUCUGGCACGGGUAUUACGAGAGCGCAAGAGGGCAGAGCUACGACGGGGUUGGAAAGAUCAUUGCGCCCCUUGUGAGACCCGACGGCACUCCAACCGGCUACUAUGCGCUGGAUCCAUCGCGCGUGCGCGGUGUAUUCCCGCUGCAGGAAUUGUACACCGACGCGGAUAUUGUGGAGGACGAGCUACCACGUUCGCCUUACACAGGGAGCGCGGAGACGCAGCGGAAGGCGCGUGAGAAUACCGCACGCCCCCUGCGAGAGGAGAACUUUGAUUGCUUGUACUACUGGUAUGGGAAGCUGCCGCGUCUGCCAGGCUCGCGCGGUGAGCAGCCGCGGCUCGGUAGGGAAAGCGCGGGCGCGUUCUUUGCGCCUGAUGGCCAGUGGUUUGCUGGGGUAGGUAAGGUGGUGACUGUUGGCUGCAUUAACCGGCCUGCGGCGCCUCAAGCAUGGUAUGUUUAUGUUGAGCCAAUUAGUGAUAGGGCUCCAGCUGGCAGGGAUUAUGACUUUUUUCAUCCAGUUACACGCGAGUGGAUGGACGAACUACCAAGCAACCCUAUCCCUGGUGUCCAGUGCAGUAUAGCGCAGCGCAGGGCUCUGCCUUCCCGCUGGCGGCAUCUCCCUGCAAUCCGCCGCAAACCUGAGAUUGGCGAGGUGUAUCCUGGCCGGUACUGCCCGCCCAAAGCGCCCAGGCGAGAUGUCUAUGUCGGAGUGGGCAAGGUGGUCAGCACGGGGGUGGAUGAGCAGAACCGGAUCUGGGUGGAGGUGGUGCCUGUCGCAGACAAGCGCGGCAAGUGGGAGUACUUGUUCUGGGAUCCUUGGUCUGGAAAGCGGAUGCCAGAGAGGUACUGGCCAGCUGAAUAA
Aspergillus mulundensis is the source of this 1224-nucleotide messenger RNA. RefSeq lists its product as uncharacterized. Lineage: Eukaryota; Fungi; Ascomycota; Eurotiomycetes; Eurotiales; Aspergillaceae. The transcript has a single exon. The record is from RefSeq and is a predicted model, not a curated record. The coding region runs from base 1 to 1224 and encodes 407 amino acids.